This is a messenger RNA of Polyodon spathula (Mississippi paddlefish), 996 nucleotides long. RefSeq names its product zygote arrest protein 1-like. NCBI's taxonomy places the organism in Eukaryota, Metazoa, Chordata, Actinopteri, Acipenseriformes, Polyodontidae. Gene Ontology annotation, biological process: translation. The record is from RefSeq and is a predicted model, not a curated record. Bases 1 to 996 code for a protein of 331 amino acids. Gene Ontology annotation, molecular function: mRNA base-pairing post-transcriptional repressor activity. The transcript has 4 exons. Gene Ontology annotation, cellular component: cytoplasm.
AUGGCGGCCUAUGGUGAUGAGUGGGACAGCUAUCUAUAUUCCUAUAACCCUUACAAAUAUUUAAAUCCUAAAACCAAGGGGUUAAGUUGGAGACAAAAAGGCUACCUGUCAAGUUAUGGAGAGUCCGGUGAAUAUUUUGAUAACUAUCAAAGAGCACAGCUCAAAUGCAUUUUGUCGCAGAUUAAUCCAAACCUGACACCGAGGCUAAGGAAAGCAAACACCAAAGACGUCGGGAUCCAGGUGAACCCUAAAACCGACGCUUCUGUCCAGUGUUCAUUGGGUCCCAGGACAUUAGUGGCGAAGAAGAGAGAGGCGCUGAGAUGGCGAAGGCAGGCGACUCCGAUAACGUCGGGAAGCCCUGUGAACAACCUCGACCAAACCGUGCGCUUUCCCAGGACGCUGGCCUUAUACUCUCCUAUUGCUGCUAGGAGGCCAACCUCCUUUCUCGAAGAAGAGAAAUACGACCGAGAAAAACAAGGGGACCCACCAGAAACUGCUGAAAAAGCCAAAGUACAAGAUGAUGACACUAAAUGCAGUCUGGAUGAAAAAGGAGCCUCGCCCGCAGACGAUAUAGCCAACAUGAAGAUGGGCGCUGGUGUCGGCGCAUCACAAGAAAAUAAAUCAAAUGGCGCCCAGAAAGAGGGACAAGAUGUUAACAGAAGUAGGGCGAGGGUGAGAUUUCAGUUCCUGGAACAGAAAUACGGUUACUACCACUGUAGAGAAUGUAAUCUACGCUGGGAGAGCGCAUAUGUUUGGUGUGUUCAGGGCACAAAUAAAGUAUAUUUUAAGCAGUUCUGCAGAACAUGUCAAAAAGCUUUCAAUCCUUAUCGUGUAGAAGACAUUACCUGCCAAGUCUGCAAACGGGCCAGAUGCAUAUGUACUGUGACAAUGCGCCAUGUGGACCCCAAGAGACCACAUCGUCAGGAUCUAUGUGGGAGAUGCAAGGGCAAACGGCUGUCCUGCGACAGCACUUUCAGCUUUAAAUAUAUUAUUUAA